This is a messenger RNA of Mandrillus leucophaeus (drill), 3030 nucleotides long. It is a transcript of the gene ADGRD2, whose product is annotated as adhesion G protein-coupled receptor D2. Gene Ontology annotation, molecular function: G protein-coupled receptor activity. Gene Ontology annotation, cellular component: membrane. Gene Ontology annotation, biological process: adenylate cyclase-activating G protein-coupled receptor signaling pathway; cell surface receptor signaling pathway. The coding region runs from base 1 to 3030 and encodes 1009 amino acids. The transcript has 22 exons. Lineage: Eukaryota; Metazoa; Chordata; Mammalia; Primates; Cercopithecidae. The record is from RefSeq and is a predicted model, not a curated record.
AUGGUCGCACCUUGGGGAGCAGGGGAGAGGUGGCGGCACCGAGGAGCGGUGGACAGAUCAGAAAUCUAUCUGGGACCCCCUCCAAUUCCCCAGGUGAAUCAAGGAAUCCUUGGGCCCCAGGUUGCCCCCGUGGCCUCCGGCGAGGUGGUGGAGACUGCAGGUGGGGUAUGCAAGUUCUCCGGACAGCGACUGAGCUGGUGGCAGGCCCAAGAGUCCUGCGAGCAGCAGUUUGGCCACUUGGCACUGCAGCCCCCUGAUGGGGUUCUUGCUUCACGGCUGCGCGAUCUGGUCUGGGUGGGCCAAAGAGAGGUGCCUCUGCGGAGACCCCCGCAGAGGCGUGCGCGCACCACUGCAGUGCUGGUGUUUGGCGAGAAGACGGCUGACCGCGCGGCGCGGCUGCGGAGCCCCCUGCCUGAGCUGGCGGCGCUGACCGCGUGUGCUCACGUGCAGUGGGACUGUGCCUCGCCCGACCCCGCCGCGCUCUUCUCCGUUGCCGCGCCCGCGCUGCCCAACGCGCUGCAGCUGCGCGCCUUCGCCGAGCCAGGGGGCGUAGUGCGCGCUGCGCUGGUGGUGCGUGGGCACCACGCGCCCUUCCUCGCAGCCUUCCGCGCCGACGGCCGCUGGCACCAUGUGUGCGCCACAUGGGAGCAGAGGGGCGGGCGCUGGGCGCUGUUCUCCAACGGGAGGCGGCGCGCCGGGGCGCGGGGACUGGGCGCCGGCCACCCGGUGCCGUCCGGCAGCAUCCUGGUGCUGGGCCAGGAUCAGGACUCCCUGGGCGGUGGCUUCUCGGCGCGUGACGCCUUCAGCGGCAACCUCACCGACUUCCACCUGUGGGCGCGGGCGUUGAGUCCCGCGCAGUUGCACCAGGCACAGGCCUGCGCGCCGCCCCCAGAGGGCCUGCUCUUCCGCUGGGACCCGGGCGCCCUGGACAUCGCACCCUCGCUGCUGCCCAUGGUGUGGGUGCGCCUUCUCUGUCCCGUGCCCUCCGAGGAGUGCCCUACGUGGAACCCGGCACCUCGCAGUGAGGGCUCUGAACUCUGCCUGGAGCCGCAACUCUUCCUCUGCUGCUACGCGACAGAGACCUAUCAUCGGCUGCAGGAUGCCCAGUCGUGGCCUGGCCAGGAUGUUAUCAGCCGAGUCAAUGCUUUGGCCAAUGACAUUGUGCUCCUCCCGGACCCCCUCUCCGAAGCCCAUGGGACCCUGUCCCCAGCGGAGGCCUCCAGCUUCCUGGGCCUUCUGGAGCAAGUCCUGGCGAUGGAGAUGGCUCCACUGGGGCCGGCCGCACUUCUGGCUGUUGUGCGCUUCCUGAAGAGGGUAGUGGCCCUCGGGGCUGGGGACCCUGAGCUGUUGUUGACAGGCCCCUGGGAGCAGCUGAGCCAACGCGUUGUAUCUGUGGCCAGUCUGGUCCUGGAGGAGCAGGUGGCUGACGCAUGGCUGUCCAUCCGUGAGGUGGUUGGUGGGCCUAUGACCCUGGUGGCGAGUGUGCAGCGCCUGGCACCCCUGCUGAGCACCACAAUGACCUCAGAGCAGCCCCGAAUGCGCAUCCAGCACCGCCAUGCUGGCCUCUCUGGAGUCACCGUGAUCCACAGCUGGUUCACCUCCAGAGUCUUCCAGCAUACCCUAGAGGGGCUGGACCUACAGCCCCAGGCCCCUGCCAGCUCAGAGGAAGCAAACAGGGUGCAGAGGUUCCUAAGCACCCAGGUGGGGUCAGCCAUCAUCUCCUCUGAAGUGUGGGACGUCACUGGAGAGGUCAGCAUGGCCGUGACAUUUCAUCUGCAGCACCAGGCCCAGAGCCCUCUGUUCCCUCCCCAUCCCCCAAGCCCAUAUACAGGGGGUGCCUGGGCCACCACGGGCUGCUCCGUGGCUGCCCUGUACCCGGACUCCACCGCCUGCUUCUGCAACCACAGCACCAGCUUUGCCGUCCUGCUGCAAAUCUAUGAAGUACAGAGAGGCCCUGAGGAGGAGUCGCUGCUGAGGACUCUCUCAUUUGUUGGCUGUGGUGUGUCCUUCUGCGCCCUCACCACCACCUUCUUGCUCUUCCUGGCGGCCGGGGUCCCCAAGUCAGAGCGAACCACAGUCCACAAGAACCUCACCUUCUCCCUGGCCUGUGCAGAGGGCUUCCUCAUGACCAGCGAGUGGGCCAAGGCCAAUGAGGUGGCAUGUGUGACUGUCACAGUCGCAAUGCACUUCCUCUUUCUGGCGGCAUUCUCCUGGAUGCUGGUGGAGGGGCUGUUGCUGUGGAGGAAGGUGGUAGCUGUGAGCAUGCACCCGGGACCAGGCAUGCGGCUCUACCACGCCACAGGCUGGGGCAUGCCUGUGGGCAUUGUGGCAGUCACCCUGGCCAUGCUCCCCCGUGACUACGUGGCCCCUGGACAUUGCUGGCUCAACGUGCACACAUAUGCCAUCUGGGCCUUCGUGGGGCCUGUGCUCUUCGUACUGACUGCCAACACCUGCAUCCUGGCCCGUGUGGUGAUGGUCACCGUGUCCAGCACCCGCCGCCGUGCCCGCAUGUUGAGCCCACAGCCCUGCCUUCAGGAGCAGAUCUGGACCCAGAUAUGGGCCACGGUGAAGCCUGUGCUGGUCCUGCUGCCCGUCCUGGGCCUGACCUGGCUGGUGGGCAUCCUGGUGCACCUGAGCCCCGCCUGGGCCUACGCUGCCGUGGGCCUCAACUCCAUUCAGGGCCUGUACAUCUUCCUGGUUUAUGCUGCCUGCAAUGACGAGGUGCGGAGCGCCCUGCAGAGGAUGGCUGAGAAGAAGGUGGCCGAGGUGCUCAGGACGCUGGGGGUGUGGGAUGGGGGAGCAGAGAGAGCUCUCCCUGCCUUCAUCUCUGAAAAGUUUGCAUUUUCCUCACUAGGGACCUAUGGCCCUAGAACCCCCUCAGCCUUCUCCUCCAUUGCAAACCCGGAGAGACAGGCUGUGGAACUGACAGCAUUCAAAGCUUCAGCGGGCGCUGCCAAGGAGCACAGCCUGCCUCCCUCUGUCCUCCCCUCUCUCUGCCCCCCAAGUCCAGCACCCCCCCUCACCCUCUGA